Messenger RNA from Exophiala spinifera, 1587 nucleotides. RefSeq lists its product as uncharacterized. Gene Ontology annotation, molecular function: transmembrane transporter activity. Lineage: Eukaryota; Fungi; Ascomycota; Eurotiomycetes; Chaetothyriales; Herpotrichiellaceae. Gene Ontology annotation, biological process: transmembrane transport. The transcript has 5 exons. The record is from RefSeq and is a predicted model, not a curated record. The coding region runs from base 1 to 1587 and encodes 528 amino acids.
AUGCAGUCCGACAAACACUCCGUCGCGAGUGGACAGGAAAUAGAGACAACUCGCGAAGCAGAAUUUGCCGAGCAGGUACAGAGCGAGGAUCUCGAAAAGCAGCCCACCAGGAAAAACCGUCAUGGUAUUGCACUGGUCCCACAACCUACUGACGAUCCUGAAGACCCCUUGAACUGGUCUACGGCCAGGAAAAGCACGACAUUGGCCAUCUUGUGCCUGGCUUCAUUCGCUGGUAUCGUUCAGGCCCUCGCCAACUCAGCUGGCUUUUUCGUACAAGCUGAACUGUACCACAAAUCCCCCGUCGAUGUAUCCUACAGCCUCUCUGCCGCCAUCGCUGGAUUGGCAGUUGGACCUUUGCUGUGGACACCAGUCGCGAGACAGCUGGGAAAGUGCGCAGUUAUCUUCUGGUCAUUGAUCUUGACGCUGUGCAUGAAUAUUUGGUCAGCAAGGAUGACCAGCGGUGACGACUAUAUUCCUUUUGUGGUGUCUCGACUUUUUGCAGCACUUUUUGGCUCAGCCGCGUCUGUUGUGGGAUCCAAGUUCAUCAUCGAAGUAUUCUUUCUCCACGACCGGGGCAAGUGUAUUGCAAUCUACACAUGCUGCGUCCUGCUCGGAACGGUGGCCAGUGCCACAUUUUCCGGCUUCAUUGUCCAGGAUGCUAGCUGGACGGUUCAAUUCUGGUACAAUGUUGGCGUCGAGGGCGUCGUUGCAGUAUUAUGUCUAAUAUUCCUUCGAGAAACUGGGUGGACAAGACCUGGAGGACCUGAAUUCCCGCCCAGACCAAAGACUCGAUUCCAAGAGUUCACGGCCACGUAUUUCUUCACACGACGGACGACACCACCAGAGACCAUCGCGCAGACUUUCCGAGCGGCUCUGCUACCACUUGCUAUCGGUGUCUCUCCAGUGACGAUGCUGGUCGGUUUUCCACUUAUGCUCUAUUUUUCAUGGUCGGUUGCAGUGACCACCCUCCUCUCCGUCUUUCUCCAAGAACCUGUGGAGGCCGGUGGCUACGCCUUCUCUCCAAGGCGGAACGCAGCUUUCACCUUUACCCAGUGGGUAGGUGUCUUCGUUGCCCAGGCAUAUGGUCACUUUGUCAAUGAUCGGCUACCUUUAGCUAUCUGCGCCCGUCGGGGAGGAAAGUGGCAGGCUGAGUACCGCCUACAUUCAUUGUGGGUGCCAAUCUUGAUCGUUUAUCCUCUUGGCCUCGGAAUCUUCGGAGCUAGUCUCCUCUAUCACUGGCAUUAUAUGGUUUUGGCUUUUGCCGUCUUCCUCAUCACCUUCAGUGGGGUGGCCGGAGUGCCAGCCGUCGUCAAUUACGUGAUCGAAGCAUUCACCCCAGCGUACGCGAACGAGGCCACCGGCAUCAUGAACUUCUACCGCCUCGUGUUCGGCAUAGCUCUCAACUUCUUCCUAUUCCCUUGGGCCGCAAAGGUGGGUAUCAACUGGUGCUUCGGAAUGAUGGCCUUCUUUACUAUCUUUGCCUUCCUACUGAUCAUGAUACCAAUGCGGUACGGGGAGACCCUACGAAGAUAUAAUCUAGUCAAGGCCAAGUCCGAGGAAGGGAUGAUGAUCAUCAGAGGACAUUGA